CCGCCCCUCCCCAAGAUGGCGGCGGGCGGGAAGGCGGCCAGCGGGGCCGGCGGCGGGAGGAGGCGGCAGACUUGUUCACACAAAGCAGCUGGCAAACGGCCCUCUAAGAGGCUAAAAUGCGAAAGAACGAGUCUGGUGAAGUCAGGACUGGAAGGUUGUGUGUGUGGGAUUGAGAACCCUCCUGCCCCUAAAGCACCCGCUGAGGGCUCAACUCCAGAAGGUACAGGAGAUGACCAGGUAAUUCAACUGGAAAAAAGUGAAAGCAUCCCAGAGACUGGUGGAGAAAAACGGAAGGAACGUGAUGUUUCUUCAAAGCCACGUGCAGCGAAAUCAAGGAGAGCUUCUUCAAAAACAGAAAGCAGUGAGAAUCUGCCAGAUCGUGCCUGCAGGGAGGAGGGGAGCAGCUGUGAGAGCUUGCUUUUGGAAGGGACCGACUUGAAGGAUGGAGACAUCCCUAAGAAACUAAGAGAACUGGAUAACAGUGCUUUCUUGGAUGAAGACAGUAACCAGCCGAUGCCAGUGGAUCGGUUCUUUGGAAACAUUGACUUUAUGCAGGAUCAGCUGGCAGCUGUACUCCCGAGCACAGCAAUGAGCAGGAGGGAAUACAGAAGGCUGCAUUUCAUCGCCAAGGAAGAUGAGGAGGAGGACGAGGAUGCUCUCUAGCAGCAAACUGUAAAACAGAGGAAACUUUGUUUUCAGUUUUCUUUGUCUUUCUACCAAAGUGCUGGUGGUUGGCUGUAUCACUAGCAUGAUGUCAGUGUUUGCAUUUUCUUAGAGAAUGGGUAGAGUCUGCUUCUACAGAGUUGUCAGAGACAGGAUUCCCCACACUUUUUUUAGGGCAGAGUUUGACUGAAUGCUCAGAGAAUUGGACAUAAAUUGUAAUUGAUUAUUAAUCACUAGUACCUAUAAAAAAGCAUGGAAAAUAUCAGCUCCUAUUGUUACAAGUCUGAACUCAUAUUUACAGAAAACACUUGGCCUAUUCUCACUUAUUUUUAAAAAAUUAUCAUCUUGGGACAGUUCUUUUCUUUCUGGGAUGUCUGCCAUUACAGCAUCUUGCUAGUAAUGCAGCCACUUGACUUGCUCACUUCAAAGAGGGACACCAGCUUCUGUUGUGCAAGUUGCCUUGCAUUGUUUGCCUUUAAAAUGCAAUUCUGCUGGCAAGACUCUGCACAUAUGUGAUUAUGAAUUCAGUGUUUUUAAUCUCCAGACAUUAGUGUUUUUUUAUUGCUCCUCUGUUUUCUGAACAACCAUGUGAAGCUCACAGCUUCCAUCUUCCACCACAUCAGCUGUAAGCACUGCCCUUUUGACAGCUCUGCAAUGCAGAUUGUUCAUUAUUUUCAAAUGACUUCCAAAGGUUAUGAACAGAAAUUCUGUAAAGAAACACAUUGGCAGUGAUAAAGGCAGAACAGAAUCUCUCAGCAGGACUUUACUGGUAGACAAACAAGUGCUGGUGGCCAAGUAGAUAUGGGUCAGUCCUUCAAAUCUGUUAUUUCUGGCCUGCAUUUUUUAGAUGAUGAUGAGCAACCUCAUAUGAUUCCAGGAAUUGCUAACUCAUCCAGUGUUCAUGAUAAUACUUUGAAAGUGUGAUUCUGCAAGAAGCUCUCAGAUAUUUAUUAUUGUAAAAAUAAAGAAACUGUUUCUAAAAAUGCAGAGGAAAUAUGAUCAGCAGAUGGUUUAAAUCAAUAUUAAUUUCUACAGCUACAAUGUGUUGAACAUUCAAAAAUCUGAAGCCAAACAAAUCGUAUAUGCAUGACAUGUUAAUUUAUUCAAAUUCCCACUCCAGUUGAUGUAUUGUUUCUGUCAGUGCUAGUUCUUGGCUCCUUUUUACUCUUAAGUCUGUAACACUGAAAAAAAAUCUUCAUAUUUUA
This is a messenger RNA of Centrocercus urophasianus (Greater sage-grouse), 1868 nucleotides long. RefSeq names its product chromosome unknown C1orf174 homolog (gene CUNH1orf174). Lineage: Eukaryota; Metazoa; Chordata; Aves; Galliformes; Phasianidae. The coding region runs from base 16 to 663 and encodes 215 amino acids. The transcript is spliced from 3 exons. The record is from RefSeq and is a predicted model, not a curated record.